AAACCGGUCGAGAAGGAAAGGAACCACACCAGUCUGCGAACCUCUGCGAUGGCGUCGCUGAUCGCGAAGGGCUCGAGCUCCUCCGUCCUCGGCGGCCUGAGAGUAGCGGUGUCGACGGCCAGAACCUACGCUUCGAUCGCGGUCGGCGGCGACAUAGUCUCCGCUGCGCCGGGCGUCUCCCUCCAGAAGGCUCGAAGCUGGGACGAAGGCGUGUCCUCCAAGUUCGCCACCACCCCUCUCAAGGAUAUCUUCAAGGGCAAGAAGGUUGUGAUUUUCGGUCUCCCGGGUGCGUACACAGGAGUUUGUUCACAGCAGCAUGUGCCUAGCUACAGGAAUAACAUUGAUAAGUUCAAGGCUAAAGGCAUAGACUCUGUCAUUUGUGUGGCUGUUAAUGACCCCUACACCAUGAAUGGCUGGGCUGAAACUCUCAAAGCGAAAGAUGCUAUUGAAUUCUAUGGGGAUUUUGAUGCUAGCUUCCAUAAGAGCUUGGACUUGACUAAAGAUCUCUCAGCAGCAUUGCUUGGACUUCGCUCUGAAAGAUGGUCAGCUUAUGUGGAAGACGGGAAAGUGAAGGCUCUCAAUGUGGAAGAAGCUCCAUCCGACCUCAAGGUUUCUGGUGCCGAGAUUAUUCUGGGACAGAUAUGAGGCUCAUUUCCUUGUUUCACGAUCCUCCGACAAGCACUUGCUCACCGAUAAGGCGCAACUCAAGAGAGUGCCGUGACUAGCUGCUGUGUCCUUUGUUGCACAAGUUACAUGAGGUUGUCUGCUGGUUGAUACUGUUCUAUCAGGGCUAGGGUGAUCACUUGCAGCUUGACUCUCAGGUAGCAUAAGAAUAAGUUGAUUGCGAACAAUGAGAAACGAGUUUUUGUACUCCUACACCAAACUUACAAAAUAUUAUCAAUGCUUUUUCACUGUAA
This is a messenger RNA of Rhodamnia argentea, 917 nucleotides long. RefSeq names its product peroxiredoxin-2F, mitochondrial. Gene Ontology annotation, biological process: cellular response to oxidative stress; cell redox homeostasis; hydrogen peroxide catabolic process. Gene Ontology annotation, molecular function: thioredoxin peroxidase activity. The coding region runs from base 49 to 645 and encodes 198 amino acids. The record is from RefSeq and is a predicted model, not a curated record. Gene Ontology annotation, cellular component: mitochondrion; cytoplasm. NCBI's taxonomy places the organism in Eukaryota, Viridiplantae, Streptophyta, Magnoliopsida, Myrtales, Myrtaceae. The transcript is spliced from 6 exons.